GCGUCUCAACAGAGUUUUCAGUGAUGAAGACUUCGAGAUGGCAAAAGAAACCCAUCCUGUAUACCUAUUUGAAGAGAUGCCUACAUGAAAAUCCCUUUCAAGACUGCUGCUUUCUCUCGGACCUGCCGUGAUUGAACUUCAUCUUCUUCUAUUAGGAGAAAGGGAGAGUGGAUCUUUUUAGGUGCAAGAGUGGCUGUCUGCAGAAAUGCCAGCCAACCUCACCGUCUCAAACAACACCGUGCUAGUUCUGGGUGCCGAAAUUAACACCGCACAAACCCAGGACACCGACUAUAACUUCCCUGCUCUGAUAUUCGGAAUAUUGCUAAUUGUGGUCAUCAUUUGUGGAAAUUUGCUUGUGUGCCUUAGCGUGUACAGAGAAAAAGCUUUGAAAACUACAACCAACUACUUCAUAGUCAGUCUGGCUGUGGCUGAUUUGAUGUUGGCAGUUUUGGUUUUGCCACUGUUUAUAUAUGUUGAGUUCCAGGGUGGUCUGUGGUCACUGAACAUGCAUGUCUGCGACGGCCUGAUGACAAUGGACGUGAUGCUGUGUACGGCUUCCAUAUUCAACCUCUGCGCCAUCAGCAUCGACAGGUUCAUCGCUGUCUCCAUUCCACUCAACUACAACCUUAAGCAUGUUGAUCAGAGACAGAUCUUCCUGCUCUCCGCCACGUGGAUCCUGGCCUUGGCAGUGGCCUCACCCGUCAUGUUUGGCAUCCAAAACGUCCCGCAGCGGGACACUACAGAGUGUAAACUGGAGGACGACAACUUCGUGGUCUACUCCUCUGUCUGCUCUUUCUUCAUUCCCUGUCCCAUCAUGCUCCUCCUCUACUGCGGCAUGUUCCGGGGAUUGAGGAGGUGGGAGGAGGCACGCAAGGCCAAGCUGAGGAGCAGCAUCCUGGUCUGUAGGAAGUUCCAGGACGCAGCUGCCUCCCUGCCCCCGCUGGAAUCCCUGCCUCCUCCUCUACCCCCCAUUAUCAAGAGGAAGGAGCUCACAGACAUGAAGCCAGAGCUAAAGGAUAUUAAUCUGGAAGAGCUGGACUCUUACCCCCUAGAGUCUCCAGACGGCCCCUAUAAAAACUCCUCACCAGACACACCAGACCGCCCCUAUAACAACUCGUUAACAACUACAGAGUACAAGGACGGCCCUGUGCCCACCGUGGUGGCCUAUUCUAACAUUAGGUACAACCUCCACCCCCAAACCGACCCUCACCAGAAGAAGAGGGCCAAGAUUAAUUGCAGAGAGAGGAAGGCCAUGAAGGUGCUUCCUGUCGUUGUGGGUGCCUUCCUGUUCUGCUGGACCCCGUUCUUCGUGGUCCACACCAUGCGGGCCCUGUGUGCCACCUGUUACAUCCCCCCAUGGCUGAUGAGCAUCGUCACCUGGCUGGGCUACGUCAACAGCGCCCUCAACCCCAUCAUCUACACAGUUUUCAACACAGAGUUCAGGAACUACUUCAAUAAAUUCCUCCACAGCUGCUGUAUAUACCGAUAGACAAGAUGAGCACAACUAGCCUGGUCCCAGAUUUGUCAUCAUGACAAGGAACUCCUAUGGUCAUUGUCAUUUCUAUUGUCAUUGUAACUCCUAUGGUCAUUGACGACAGCAAAAACAGAUCUGGGACUAGGCUGAGGCACCACCACUGAUGAAUGGACAAAAAAGCACAAUGAACAAUACCAUUGUAAGAUGUUACGAUAUCAAAUUUGUGCUUUGCUGUACAGAAAAUCUUGCGUUUGCAUAUUUUUCUCCCACUUGGGAUUUUAUUUUUUUCUGUUGAUAAAUGCUUGUGAUUUA
Messenger RNA from Oncorhynchus nerka (sockeye salmon), 1786 nucleotides. Its product is annotated as D(4) dopamine receptor-like. NCBI's taxonomy places the organism in Eukaryota, Metazoa, Chordata, Actinopteri, Salmoniformes, Salmonidae. The transcript has 4 exons. Gene Ontology annotation, molecular function: dopamine neurotransmitter receptor activity, coupled via Gi/Go; G protein-coupled receptor activity. Gene Ontology annotation, cellular component: plasma membrane. The record is from RefSeq and is a predicted model, not a curated record. Gene Ontology annotation, biological process: regulation of dopamine secretion; regulation of potassium ion transport; negative regulation of adenylate cyclase activity. Bases 206 to 1489 code for a protein of 427 amino acids.